Molecule: messenger RNA, 1268 nt
Organism: Tarenaya hassleriana
Lineage: Eukaryota; Viridiplantae; Streptophyta; Magnoliopsida; Brassicales; Cleomaceae
Product: probable 6-phosphogluconolactonase 1
Exons: 4
Coding region: 124-1095 (323 amino acids)
Biological process (GO): pentose-phosphate shunt; carbohydrate metabolic process
Molecular function (GO): 6-phosphogluconolactonase activity
Source: RefSeq, a predicted model, not a curated record
AGGGCAAUGGAUUAGGAAGUCCAUUGUUUACAUCACUCACGAACAUAUAACAGGCAUACACGCAUAUAUACAUAGACAUGGGUGUAUGUAUACGUGGGCUGUAUGUUGAUGUGAUUAUAUAAUAUGUUUGUUUGGAAGCUUGUUCACUCGAAUCGUCUCUUCGUUCUCAUCCUCUACUUCUUCUCCACCUCCUCUUCCUUUCUCUGUAAUAAUAUUUUUCCCCUUUUCCUUUUGUCUUCCAAUUUUAACUCUUUAGAUCAUGAGCUGCUGAAACUGGUGAAUAAAGAAAUGGCACUUACUUGGACUCACAAAGAUAGGGGAGAGGUUAGGGUUCAUGAGAACUCGGACGAACUCAGCACAGAUUUGGUAGAUUACAUUGCUGAAUUGUCAGAAGCAUCUGUUAAAGAACAUGGCGUCUUCUCCAUUGCGUUGUCUGGAGGUUCUCUCAUCAGCUUGAUGGGAAAACUGUGUGAGCCGCCUUAUAACAAGACGGUAGAUUGGGCAAAAUGGUAUAUUUUCUGGGCGGACGAGCGUGUCGUGGCCAAAAACCACGUGGAUAGCAACUAUAAGCUUGCAAAGGAUGAACUCCUCUCCAAGGUUCCUGUGGUGCCGAGUCAUAUCUAUUCCAUGAACGACACAGUUUCUGCGGAAGAAGCUGCAGUGGAGUACGAGUUUGCCAUCAGACAGCUCGUGAGGACACGGACUGUGGGCGUGUCUGAGAUCAGUGACUGCCCGAGAUUCGAUCUGAUCUUGCUCGGGAUGGGUCCCGAUGGUCACAUCGCCUCCCUCUUCCCGAGCCAUCCGGCUCUUGGAUUGAAGAACGAGUGGGUUACUUUCCUAACAGACUCUCCGAAACCGCCGCCUGAGAGAAUCACUUUCACGUUACCGGUUAUCAACUCGGCUUCCAACGUGGCUGUAGUCGUGACCGGCGAGGCCAAAGCCGAGGCCGUCCACUUGGCGAUCGAUGAUUGGCAAUCGCCCGGGAGCCCUUUGUCUCUGCCAGCCCGGCUGGUCCAGCCGACCGCCGGGAAACUGGUGUGGUUUAUGGACAUACCUGCCGGCUCGAAACUUGAUGGUUUGAAAUGCUCUGAGUAAGGAUUUUCAGAUUUGUUUCUCUUCGAAAGUAAAUGUUACAUUUUUCAUAAGCGAUCGUCUUUUUUUUUUUUUUUUGGGUUUGGAGAGAAUCUGAAAAUGUGGCUCUGUUCCAAAAAAAAAAAAAACUUCAACUUCAACCGUGACUGAACUGAACUACCCAUCUAAGUUUGGUU